CACACAGUCACUGCGACCGAGAGGAGAAAUGGAGCAGAACCAGCUGGACCGAGAAACCUUGUCCUGUUCGAUCUGUUUGGAUCUACUGAAGGAUCCGGUGACUAUUCCCUGUGGACACAGCUACUGUAUGAAGUGUAUUAAAAACUUCUGGGAUGAAGAGGAUCAGAAAGGAAUCCACAGCUGCCCUCAGUGCAGGGAGACCUUCACACCGAGGCCCGUUCUGAAGAAAAACACCAUGUUUGCAGCUUUAGUGGAGCAGCUGAAGAAGACUGGACUCCAAGCUGCUCCUGCUGAUCUCUGCUAUGCUGGACCUGAAGAUGUGGCCUGUGAUUCCUGCUCUGGAAGAAAACUGAAAGCCAUCAAGUCCUGUUUAUUCUGUCUGGCCUCUUUCUGUGAGAAACACCUUCAGCCUCAUUAUGAUUCAGCUGCAUUUAAGAAACACAAGCUGGUGGAGCCCUCCAAGAACCUCCAGGAGAACAUCUGCUCUCGCCACGACACAGUGUCAGCUGCAGCAGAAAGGACUGAGAGGCAGAGAGAGCUGGAGGUGAGACGAGAAAACAUCCAGCAGAGAAUCCAGGACAGAGAGAAAGAUGUGAAGCUGCUUCAACAGGAGCUGGAGGCCAUCAAGCACUCUGCUGAUAAAACAGUGGAGGACAGUGAGAAGAUCUUCACUCAGCUGAUCCGUCUCAUCCAGAAAAGAAGCUCUGAUGUGAAGCAGCAGAUCAGAUCCCAGCAAGAAACUGAAGGGAGUCGAGUCAAAGAGCUUCAGGAGAAGCUGGAGCAGGAGAUCACUGAGCUGAAGAGGAAAGACGCUGAGCUGAAGCAGCUCUCAGACACAGAGGAUCACAACCAGUUUCUCCACAACUACCCCUCACUGUCAGCACUCAGUGAGUCUACACACUCAUCCAGCAUCAAGAUCCGUCCUCUGAGCUACUUUGAGGAUGUGACAGCAGCUGUGUCAGAGCUCAGAGAUCAACUACAGGACAUCCUGAGAGACGCAUGGACAAACAUCUCACUGAGACUCACUGAGGUGGAUGUUUCACUGUCAGAACCAGAACCAAAGAGCAGAGCUGGAUUCUUGAGAUAUUCAUGUGAAAUCACACUGGAUCCAAACACAGCCGACAAUGAGCUGUUACUAUCAGAGGGGAACAGGAAGGUGACAUUUAUGGAUCAACCUCAGUCUUAUUCUAGUCAUCCAGACAGAUUCACUGUUUAUUCUCAGGUUCUGAGUAGAGAGAGUCUGACUGGACGUUGUUACUGGGAGGUGGAGUGGAGAGAGAGAGUUUAUGUAGCAGUCGCAUACAAGAAUAUCAGCAGAGCAGGAUAUGAGAGUUUAUUUGGAUAUAAUGACAAAUCUUGGGCAUUAGAUUGUUACCAAGGAGGUUAUCAAUUUAUUCACAACAACAUCUGGACCUCCAUCUCAGGUCCUGGUUCCUCCAGAGUAGGAGUGUACCUGGAUCACAGAGCAGGUAUUCUGUCCUUCUACAGCGUCUCUGAAACCAUGACUCUCCUCCACAGAGUCCAGACCACCUUCACUCAGCCGCUACAUGCUGGAGUUUGGGUUGAAGGUUCUGCUGAGUUCUGUAAACCCAAAUAGACAGAAUCCACUGAAGGUUCAGUGACUUUGAUUCUGGUUUUUAAAUCUCCAGCAGAUUAUUUUCUUGAUUGUUGUUGUUUUAUGUCUAAACUGCACAGAAAUCAAUAGUCAGAGAUUGUCAGCACUUGUUUUCCUUCAGAAUUGAUGUUCUGGUUCUGUUGGGUUUGUUCAUUUCUCAACAUUGUUUUCUAAACCAGCUGAUCAGCACCAGAAUA
Molecule: messenger RNA, 1812 nt
Organism: Fundulus heteroclitus (mummichog)
Lineage: Eukaryota; Metazoa; Chordata; Actinopteri; Cyprinodontiformes; Fundulidae
Product: E3 ubiquitin/ISG15 ligase TRIM25-like
Exons: 2
Coding region: 29-1597 (522 amino acids)
Molecular function (GO): protein binding
Source: RefSeq, a predicted model, not a curated record